AACGGUCUCCUCCUCUGUGCUCCUGCAGUCAUGUACCUGUACCUCCUGGGCCUGGUGGUUCUCUUCUACUUGUACCGCUGGUUCAGGGAGCUGUCAAGGGUCCCUGACAAAGGCAGCAAGUAUGUGUACGUCACCGGCUGCGACUCAGGUUUCGGCAACCUGCUGGCUCGCCAUCUGGACAAGCAGGGGUUCCGAGUGAUCGCGGCGUGCUUCACGGAGAAGGGAGAGGAGGGCCUGAAGAAGUCCUGCUCCAGCAGCCUGACCACCACGCACCUCGAUGUGACGUCUAAGAACAGCGUGGACAAAGUGGCAGCAGCUAUCAAGGAGAAAGUGGGCGAGCGAGGUUUAUGGGCUGUAGUGAACAAUGCAGGCGUGUCCAUUCCCUCCGCCCCGAAUGAUUGGCUGACCAUUGAUGAUUUCAAGUCAAUGCUGGACGUGAACCUGAACGGGGUGAUCGCUGUGACCCUGAGCGUCCUCCCGCUGAUUAAGAAGGCCAGAGGCAGGGUGGUGAACGUGGCCAGCGUGUUUGGGAGGAUCAGUGCAACUGGAGGCCCGUACACCAUCUCCAAGUAUGGCGUGGAGGCCUUCAACGACAGCCUCAGGGUGAAUAUGAAGCCUUUCGGGGUCAAAGUCCUCUGCAUCGAACCCGGCUUCUUCAAAACCAACGUGACUGACAGCGCCAUCCUGAAGAGAAAUGUCCAGAUGCUGUGGGACAAGCUGCCUCAGGAGGUCAAAGACGACUACGGAGCCGAGUAUCUGCCAAAGACGUUAGAAAUAAUAGAUGAUAAAAUCCCCAAGAUGAGCGACGGGGAUCUGAUGAAGGUGGUCGGCUGCAUGGAGCACGCUGUGUCCGCGGUCCGGCCCCGCACCCGCUACUCCCCGGGCUGGGACGCCAAGCUCUUCUGGCUGCCGAUGUCGUACAUGCCCUCCUGCCUCUCUGAUUACAUCUUCAGCCGGCAAACCUGUCCCAUCGCCAAGAAGCUAUAAUAGGCCGUUCUUCUUUUUGUGGUAUUCAUGUGUGUAACUCUUACACAACAUUUGGAUGGGAAACAGUUGUGCAUUACUUCUGUGAUAUAAACAAUUUAACCAACUGA
Molecule: messenger RNA, 1094 nt
Organism: Paralichthys olivaceus (Japanese flounder)
Lineage: Eukaryota; Metazoa; Chordata; Actinopteri; Pleuronectiformes; Paralichthyidae
Source: RefSeq, a predicted model, not a curated record